Molecule: messenger RNA, 8031 nt
Organism: Rhodofomes roseus
Lineage: Eukaryota; Fungi; Basidiomycota; Agaricomycetes; Polyporales; Fomitopsidaceae
Product: armadillo-type protein
Exons: 15
Coding region: 119-7834 (2571 amino acids)
Cellular component (GO): 90S preribosome; nucleolus; small-subunit processome
Source: RefSeq, a predicted model, not a curated record
CCUGCCAUUCACCAUCUUACGAACGGCCUGCUUUCCGUUUUCCGGAAUCCUCUGCAUCCAUCUGCUGUAAAAUCAACUCACCAGCCAGCUCGCAUACGAAGCUCAUUCAACUCGGAACAUGACGGAGGAUGUCCGGCCUGCCAAACGGUUCAAGCACCAGUCGCAUAAGGAUACUUUGAAGGAAGUGCACCUUCCUUCUGCACUAGUGCAAAGCAAGUUCGAGCAUGACAUCGCCGAUACUGACUCGCACUUUUACGAAGCCUUGAACCAUUGGCGCGAGCUCAACUUAUCACCCUCUUUCGUCAAGUUUGCACAUGCGUCAGAUGGCCUGUCGGCAUCUAUGCCUCUGCUUUUGCACAACUGGCAGGCGGUGGUGGAUCUCUGGCUAGAUGCGCUAGUCUCGGCGGAUGACGAGGGAUUGAAGGCUCUGCUAGAUCUGUUCCAGAGGCUUGCACACGAUCUCCGGACAACUCUCGCUCCUAGCUACCCGCAAGUCCUCCGCCGCCUCACCCAUCUCCUUCCCCGCUCUCUCUCUGCGCCCGCAUUGACAGCACUUUUAGCGACCUUCUCCUCCCUCUUCCGCUACGUCCUCGUCCCAGCAAUCGAUGCUGAGUUGCUCGAACAAGCGUGGGGGAUUUUCCGCGACACACUCACCCGCUGCAACCCCGAGGUCCAGAGGGCGACGGCGGAAGUGUGGGGCGCGACGCUCAGACGGUUGAAGGUGGCUGACCGGGAGUUGUGUGUGCGCCUGAUCGCUGGUUGCGCGGGAAGCGGGCUGGCCGAUACGUGCGCGUGGGUGUUUGUCUCUGCGUGCAAGAGCGUCUCGCAAACACUGCACACCGCGACGACCUCCGUCAUCCGGCCUCUCAUCGACUACUACCUCGGGGCAGAAGACGAGGAAGCAUCAUAUACACUUGUCCGCCGGGUGCUCACAGCUUUGAUUCACCACUGCAAAGACAAGGAACAGUUCUCCGGGAUCGCCGAUGUACUGGUCGCGAAGUUCGAAGAAUGCGUGCAGGAGCCCGGCGAGGAGGAGCGCCUCCGCCGCAUGCUCGAAGUUGCCUUCGUCGCGUGUUCCGUCAGACAAGGCUCGCGCAUGAGUCCAAAACACCUUUCAACGUUGCUCUCGCACUUCACCGCCCUGCCGCUCACGUCCAUUCUGCAUCCCUCACUCCUGAAGUUUGCACUCUCCACGCUCACCGCAGGCGACAUGGCGCUCUGGACGGGGCCCGGGCGCGCCGUGCUCGCGCGCACGUUCGAGCAGCGCCCCGCGCUCGCGCUCGAGCUCUGCGGCGCGCUCGCGGAGCUCGGCUGGGGUGGCUGGAAGCUCCUCGCUUUGCCGCUCGUGCUCAAGCACACUGGAGAGCUGUUGAAGAGCAUGCCGCGGAAGACGGUAGAGCUGUUGGCGGCGCUUGAUCGAGGUGGAAGGUUGGAGAGGGGCGUCGUGGAUGUGGUGUGGAGGAAGAGGCUGACGGAGUGGGUGGAGGAGAGGUUCGGGAAGUGGGUGUUCAACGAGGAGAACGUCUUACUACUGCAUGAUGUCCUCGCACUCUCGAACCACCUGCCGGCGAUCGCACCUAUGCUCGUCCGGAUUGUCGAUACGUGUCUUGGACAAAUGGAUACGGACCUACGAACGGAGCAUGCCGAGUCGUACGUGAACUCUGCUUGGGUCAUCGGUACUUGCUUGGAAUGUCUUGCGACACGGCCUGCAGAGGAGUGGGGCAAGACUGUCAAUGUGUUAGCCUGGGCGAGAGCGAUCGUCGAGAGAUGGGGGUGGUCGAGCACCGCGUUAGGCGGCCUCGUCUCCCUAGUUCAAGCUAGCGGUAUCACCACAAAGACAGUUCCCUUUGAGGAACUCUAUCUAUCUCUGCAGUCAUCAAUACUAUCCCACUCCCGUUCGCUUCGACUCGCAUCCCUCCGCCUGCUCUCCUCGCCUUUGGUGAAGGCAGACGAUGGGACGUCCGACGUCGUCCAGCGCUGUCUGCAGGCGGAAGAGAUCUCAUUGGACGUACAAGGAUCCCGUGAACGCGUUCUCCGGAUCAACAGGUUGCCUGUCUCCGUGAGGAAUGGCGACGAGCCAGGAGCUAACAUUGCUGCGAGAUGGCUAAUUGCGCAAAUGAAGGUGAAUCUCCGCCCGCUGUGGACGCCUGCGGCGCAGGCCCUGUCAAUUCUGGCUGAGCGCUUUGGCGACCUAGUGUGGGGCUUGCUGUUCGCCGAGGUGCAAGUUGCUACUGGAGAUCAAUUGAUGGACAUUGCACCGGGCUGGGUACAUGAGGGAGAAGCAAUUGAUGACGAUAUCUCGGAAGAGGAACGCUCGUGGAGGGAUCCAAGUGCGCAUAAGAUGCGUAUUGCCACGCGGAAGUGGUCUUUCGGUGAUGCGACCAAGCGGGCCGUCAUACAGGACCAAGAUACCGGGGACCGCUUUGAUCCAAUGUCCUACGAGCUCCACCUCCUGUCUGCGCUGGGCGAAUGUUCGUCCCUCGCAGAGAAGCACAGCCGAGACCUCAUUCCCCAUUUCCUCGCUCUCUCCAGUCCGACAUCCACCUCCCCGUCCAGGCUCCCCCGACACAAGCUCUCCGCAUGGCUCACGCUCUUCUCGAAGUUCGUGAACCCGAAGGCACUUCGUUCCACAGACAUCCUGCAUGCUUUGUACACGUCCCUCCUCUCGCACCCCGAACGCUCCCUGCAACGCCUCGCACUGUCGUGUAUCCUGACGUAUAAGAGCCCGCAUCUACUGGCGAGGGAUGAUAAUCUCAGGGAGCUCCUGGACGACACGCGAUUGCGCGACGCCCUCACACAACUCGAGAUCAGCGAGAUCUCCGAGGGUGACAGGGCCGAGGUCGUCCCUGUUAUUGUCCGCCUGCUGUUCGGGUUGAUGCUCGAGCGGCGAGGACGAGCCCGCGGAGCGGACCGGCGCGCUGCUGUGCUGUCUGCGUUCGGCGGCUGUCGUGAUGAGGAACUGCACCUCCUCGUCGAGCUCAUGCUCCAGCCUAUCAUGCCGAAUACCGCGCGACAGACAGACCCCUUUGCUAUUCAGCCUGUACCCUCGGAGGUGUCGGAGAAGCAGCAGAUUGGAUACUUGACGCUGUUGGGCGACGUUGUCAAGCAGCUUGGGUCGCGAUUGGUCUCGCGUUGGCCUGCGUUAUUGCAGGGUCUCCUGGACAUACUGGGGAGUGCUCAGCGUCGUAUGGGUGCACGCCAAGCUGAGGACGUUCAGGACGAUGAUGAAGAAGCUGAGGCGGAGUCGGACAGCGAGGACGGAAACGAGGGAGAGGGGACCUCGAGGAACACGAAGACAAUACGUUCGCUGGGAUUGAAGCGGUUUGCCGACUUUUUCCGAUGCCCUGUCUCGUUCGACUUCGUGCCUUACAUGCCGGAGGUUUUCAAGGACAUCAUCUCUCCGCGCCUCGCGAAGCUCGAUCAAGAGAAUACUCAGGCUCCUUCCGCCCUCUUGGAUCUCUUCUACGUCUGGACGCUGCGCGAAGAAUACGUGACGUUGCUCGUGAAGUACGAUCAACUCACUCUCCCCAAGAUUUACGACUGCCUCGUAGCGACCAACGUCAAGCCUUCGGUCAUCGCCAAGGUGCUGGAUAUCGUCGAACAUGUCGUAUCGCUCAGCGCCGAAGACGAAGCGCUUCGUGACGAGUUGCUCAAGCCUCACGUCUCCGUCUUGUUGACGGAUCUCUCCGUGCUUGUCGAGCGCACGAGAGGUAUUGCCUCGGUGGCAGACAACCUCGGUCGCCGUCAAAUCGCCAUUCUGUCGCAGAUCGCACCCUACCUAACCGACGCCAAGCAAGCGUCUAUCCUCCUGACCCUGUUCUUCCCCCUCUUGCGCAAGCCGUCGAAGCUUAUCCCGGAGAAGGUGAAGGCCGAUCUCGCAACCAUCAUGUGCUGCCUUUUCCCCCUUGUCCCCGAGCUAUCCGAUGAGCAGAGUGAUGUAUUCACGAAGACUUUCAUGGCUAUUUCUCAGCUCUUCCAGGCUCUCCGGUCAAGACAGGCACGGAUAGCGCUCGCGGCCGCUUUCAGUACUCUAGCAGACGUGCAGCCAUCGCUUUCAGACCUAGCCGAACUGAUGCAGUCGUUGAAUGCCUUCUCCAAGAAGAGAAUAGAUGAACCCGACUUCGACGUCCGUCUCGAGGCCUUCGCGUCGCUCAACGAGAAGAUGUACAAGACCCUGUCUGCGCAACAUUGGCUCCCUGUCCUGUACAACAUGCUCAGCUUCAUUCAAGAUCCGGAUGAAUUGACCAUCAGGAAUAACGCUGCAAUGGCUAUGAAGCGGUUCGUCGAUGUCCUUGCCGGCGAGACGCCUACAUACGAGGGCACGUGGUCCAAGGUCCUGUACCCUGGCUUGAAGAAUGGUCUGCGGUCCAAGAACGAACUUGUUCGAGCGGAGAUCCUGGGUGUUCUGUCGUACGCUGUCUUGCAAUGCGAUAGCAUCACCUCGCUCCAAGAGAUGCGCCCCCUCCUCGCUAACGGUGAUGAAGAGGCGAAUUUCUUCAACAACAUCCACCACGUCCAGUUGCACCGUCGUACACGCGCGAUGCGUCGCCUCGGGGAGUAUUGCGACGCAGGGAACCUGCGCAGUACUACCUUGUCGGAGAUCUUCGUUCCAUUGAUAGCCAAUUACAAUCAGUCCAGCGCCAACAUCGACCACACUCUCGUGAACGAGGCCAUAUCCGUCACCGGUCGAAUGGCACGGCAGCUGAACUGGGGCGCUUACUACGCCGUCACGCAGCAUUAUCUCAAGUUGUCUAAGCUGAAGAAUGCCUCCGAGCGUGUCUACAUCCGCGCACUGGUCUCUGUAUUGGACAACUUCCACUUCGAUAUGACGGACCGCGUCGAAGAACAAACCACCCGUGAUGAAGCCGAGCAGGAAGGAGAGCAUGACCUCGACGAGGACGAGCAAGCGUCAGUCGAGCCUGCCGCUGUCGCGACGGCCGUCCAGUCCUCUCGAAUCGCGGACUCAGUCAACAACCGCCUACUCCCGAAGCUGCUCCAGCACCUUGAGAGUCGUGACGAGACUGAGGAAAGCCUCAGGAUUCCCGUAGCCGUAGGUGUUGCGCAAAUCGCGAAACAUCUACCGGAGAGCACGCGGGAGGUGCAGAUCGGCAGGCUGUUGACUGUCCUCAUCCAGAUCCUUCGCAGCAAGUCUCAGGACACCCGUGAUCUCACUCGCGAGACGCUCUGCCGCAUCAUUGUCAACCUCGGCCCGUCGUAUCUCCCUCUCGCGCUACGGGAACUGCGCGCAGCUCUCCCUCGAGGACCGCAACUGCACGUUUUGGCGUUUGUCACGCAUGCAUUGAUCGUGCAUGUUACAAAUGGAGACCACGCCGAUCGCUUCGCUACCUUGGACGAUUGCGUCAGUGACGCAGCGCAUGUCUCCGCAGAGGUUAUAUUCGGAGAGUCUGGGAAGGACGUGCAGUCGGAGAACUUCAAGACCAAGAUGCGAGAGGUUCGCUCGUCCACGUCGAAGGCGCUUGACACCUUCUCCAUCAUCGCGAAGUUCAUCUCGCCUUCCAAGAUCAGUGCUCUCCUGCUGCCCGUGCGUAGCAUUAUGAAGGAGACUGAGUCGUUGAAAGUUCUCCAGCAAGUCGAUGAUCUGCUACGUCGGGUGGCAGGUGGCCUCAAUGCAAAUCAGCACCUGCAACCUGCCGAUCUCCUUGUUCUGUGUCACACCCUGAUCAGUCAAAACGCUCGUUUCCUCAAAUCAGCCCCGAUUUCUCGCAAGAAAGCAGGGAAGCGAGCCGAUGCUAUCGUGCAGACGAAACGAAAAGCUCACGAGAUCGUCGAUCACUAUGCCAACAAUUCCUUCAGAUUUGUCGCCUUCGGACUCGAGUUGUUCAUCACUGCACAUCGUCGAAGCCGUUUCGAUUUCGAAGAUCGAGCGAUCAUUUCUCGCUUAGAAUCCAUGGUACCCGUCAUCGGGAAUACGUUAUACUCCGAUCGCAUGGAGGUUGUUCUCCCCGCCUUGAGGGCUGCAGCUGCCGUCGUCAAGUGUCCCUUAGCGUCCAUCGGGAAGACACUACCGGUGUUCAUACAACAGAUGAUAGACAUCAUCAGGCAAGCGGGGUCCACAGAGGCCGAGGUGGUACAGACUGCGUUGAAGUCAUUAUCCACAGUUCUGCGCAGCCAGUCAACGGCUCAAGUCAAGGAGCAAGACCUCAUCUACCUGUUGGAGCUCAUAUCCCCCGACAUCGAGGACCCGAACCGGCAAGCGGCCGUGUUCGCUACGCUCAGGGCGAUCGUCGCAAGGAAAUUCGUCGUGCCAGAAAUCUACGACGUUAUGGACAAGGUGUCGGAAGUCAUGGUGACAAGCCAGUCUCCCCAAGUCCAGGAACUCUGCCGCGGCGUUCUCCUUCAGUUCCUUCUCGACUAUCCCCAAGGCAAAGGUCGACUACGCAACCAGAUGACCAUGCUAGCGAGGAACCUCUCCUACGUACACGAGAGCGGCAGAAAGUCUGUUAUGGAGCUGCUCAGCGCUCUCAUCAUCAAGUUCGAGGUCGGCCUACUUCGCGAGUAUGCGGACAUGAUUUUCGUCGCUUUGGUCAUGGUCAUCGCCAACGACGAUUCAGCGAAGUGCCGUGAAAUGGCGUCCGAACUCAUCAAGAAUCUCUUUGCCCGGCUGGCGGAUGCCCAGAGGAACGUGAUUAUGUCUCAUUUGCGUACUUGGGCAUCCCAGCACGAACGUGCGCAGCUUGUACGGGUCUCGUAUCAAGUAUCUGGCAUCAUCAUUGACCUUCUGGGGAACGACGUCUCUCCGUAUCUCCCGACCAUGCUGGACGACAUGAAUGCUGCUCUGCAGUACAGUCAGCAAUCGCACGAAUCGACAUCACCAGAUUCUACCCAGCCAACAGAGGACCUCGACUGGCAAGCCCCGUACCAUGUCCUUCUUGUCAUGACAAAGGUUAUGAACGUAUCCCCUCUCUCGUCAGAAACCAUUGUAUGGCGACAGGUUGCCGAGCAUCUGCUCUUCCCGCAUGCGUGGGUGCGGUCUGCAGCGUGUCGCCUUCUGGGGCAGUUGUUCGCUGGAACUCCUAUAGCCGCUCCUAAGGGCCAGACACCAGACGACUCUCCCUUCUCUCGCAAAGGCAUGGAAGAUGUCGCGAAGAAACUGUGUCUCCAACUGCGCAGUCCUAACCUCGACGAAGGCCUUAGCGUUCAGAUCGUGAAGAAUCUGUUCUAUAUCGGGAAGUGUUUCUACGCGUUGGACAUACCGCUGUCUUCGGGCCACCCACCAAGCGAUGAUGUCGUGCCAGAAACAGCGGAAACGGUACAGGACGACGAGGACGAAGAGGCUCAAGCCGAGCAGGACGUUAGCAAAAAUCCUUUGCCCUGGCUGUUCUCGAAGCUCUCGCAUCAGGCGCGCCAUGCUCAUAUUAUGCGGAGAAAUAAGUCUUCGAGCCCGGCGAAUUGGAUCCACCAGCCGUCUUCCAUCUUCAAGUGGUUUGCCGCGAUGGUAUCGCACAUGGAUAGCACUCAUGUCGAGCACUUCCUCAUGCAUAUUUUAUCUCCUCUGUACCGCAUCGCAGAGGACGAUACAAUUCGCGAUCUCCAGAUUGGUGAGCUGAAGACGUUGGCAGCCGAGUUGCAAGAUCUAGUACAGGCGAAGGUCGGCACCACCAAGUUCGCAGCGGUUUAUAAUGAGAUAAGGCAGCAUGUCGUCGGAGUGCGGAGGGAACGUCGGAACGCACGAGUCAUGCAGGUUUCGACCAAUCCCGAGGCUGCUGCAAAAAAGAAAAUUCACCGUAACGCGCUCAAGAAGGAGAGCCGUAAGCGGAAGGCCCAGACGUAUGCUGAUGGCAAGGGAAGACUGAAACGGUUCAGGGAGGACUGAGCGGUCGUCAAGCUGUCCAUUGUUCGAACCUAUCACGCAGGCAUUCCUUCCUCGUCGCAAGUAAAUUAUCGCUAUGAUACAACGCAUUCUUGUAUAUGAGCUCACAUCUGCAGUAUGGAUUUAUGUUCACGAGCCGCACUGCCCUCGCCAAUCGGGCUACGUACGACCGCAGGUAUUGGCUGACGUUCUCACUCGUC